ACUAAUAAUUAUCAAUUGAUGAAGCAAUCCAUCAAAACGACGUCGUUUUUUCAACCUUCAUUGCUUCAGAUCUCUUCUUCUUCACCAUUUCUAUAACUGCUCAUUUCAAAUCUUCUUCUUAUAUAUAAAUUCAUCCUUCUCGUAAAUAUAUACAUAUUGAUGAUACGUUCGAUUUUGUAUAUGAAUUAUAUACAUAUAUUGUUGAACAAUUGAAUUUUGAUUCGGAUUUGAUUGGAUUUGGUGAGGUAUUGUUUCUGUUUCGUAGUUGACGAUUUUUGAAAAUGCCGGCGGUUUCUGGACCUGUAACGCCAGGACAGGUGUCAUUUUUGCUUGGAUAUAUACCUGUCCUCAUCGCAUGGAUAUAUGCUGAAUGGUUGGAGUACAAGAAGUGGUUGUUCCCCUUUAAAGUCAGUCAUUCAGAUAAUAAUCUGGAUGAACUUGAGAUCUCAACAACCAAGGAAGAAGAUCGAGCUGUCUUACUGGAAGGAGGUCUGUCAAAAUCUGCAUCUGUGAAGUUGUCAAGUUCAUCGGUAAAAACAAACAUAAUUAGGUUUUUAACAAUGGAGGAUGCAUUUUUGCUAGAAAAUCGAGCAACUCUAAGAGCAAUAUCUGAAUUUGGGGGAAUCCUGUUUUAUUAUUAUCUCUGUGACCGUACAAAUCUCUUUGCAGAUUCUACUAAGAGCUACAAUCGUGAUCUCUUCAUCUUUCUGUAUAUUCUUCUGAUCAUAGUUUCGGCAAUGACUUCUCUCAAGAAACAUAAUGACAAAUCAGCAUUUUCUGGCAAAUCAAUACUUUAUCUUAACCGCCAUCAGACAGAGGAGUGGAAGGGAUGGAUGCAGGUUCUCUUUUUGAUUUAUCAUUAUUUUGCUGCAACAGAGAUAUACAAUGCAAUUAGGAUUUUCAUUGCUGCGUAUGUAUGGAUGACUGGUUUUGGGAACUUCUCCUAUUAUUACAUAAGAAAGGAUUUUAGUCUAGCUCGGUUUGCUCAGAUGAUGUGGAGGCUGAAUUUUUUUGUAAUAUUUUGCUGUAUUGUUCUCAACAAUGACUACAUGCUGUAUUACAUCUGCCCGAUGCACACACUUUUUACCCUGAUGGUUUAUGGGGCCCUUGGCAUUGGUCACAAAUACAACGAGAUAAAAUCAGUGAUGGCUUUGAAGUUUCUUUUGUGCUUUGUUGUGGUUAUCUUGGUUUGGGAGAUUCCUGGGGUGUUCGAAUUUCUUUGGGGUCCUUUCGCCUUUAUGUUAGGCUAUACUGAUCCAGCCAAGCCGGAUCUCCCUCGAUUGCAUGAAUGGCAUUUUAGAUCUGGGCUUGACCGCUAUAUAUGGAUUAUUGGCAUGAUAUAUGCCUAUUUUCACCCAAAUGUUGAGAAGUGGAUGGAGAAACUGGAGGAGUCUGAAUCGAAGCGGAGACGGACAAUUAAGUCAUCCAUCUGUGCAGUAACUUUAAUUAUCGGGUACUUGUGGUUUGAAUACAUAUACAAGCUGGACAAGACAGCUUACAACAAACUCCACCCCUACACAUCAUGGAUUCCUAUUACUGUAUACAUAUGCUUGCGUAAUUUGACUCAGGAGCUGCGGAAUUUCUCUCUGACACUCUUUGCGUGGCUUGGGAAAAUUACCUUAGAAACCUACAUCUCCCAGUUCCACAUCUGGCUGAGAUCAAAUAUGCCGAAUGGACAGCCUAAAUGGCUCCUUUCGUUUAUCCCGGGCUAUCCUAUGCUUAAUUUCAUGUUGACUACAGCAAUUUAUGUUCUGCUAUCAUGUAGGCUUUUUGAACUAACCAACACACUCAAAUCCGUUUUCGUACCCACAAGAGACAAUCAGAAGCUGCUCCACAACUUUAUUGCUGGUGUCGCGAUUUCUGUGUGUUUAUACAGCAUUUCCUUUAUUCUUAUUCAAAUCCCUCAUUAAUGAAACCAUUUAUCUGAACUGCUUCAUUUUGGCAAUAUAGCAAAAGGCCCAGAUGACACGGUAAUAUAGAAUGCUAGAAAGUUAAAGGAUCAAUGUGGAACUGAAGUACUAAUUCUUUGAUGGGUAUACAGAUCAUGAUGCCCAGCCCAGCCACAGGUUGUGUAAGUAUGUUUUUCCAACAGUUUUGUGUAGUGUCACUUGCAUUUAUCAAGUUAUGAUAGUCGAAAACAAAGAAUUUCCCAGUUUUUGGCUAUUCAAACUUCAGUGAAAAAGCAAUGGAAGUCGGAGGAAGGAAAUCAUGUGUAUAGUGCCAUCGAUCACCACGUGUAUUCGUUCCUUUUCUUUUUCGUUUUCCCUUUUGAUGAUCAGUAUAUUUUUUUUCUUCAUGUAAAUGAACAUGAGAAAAUCUGGGAAUGUAGUUGUUUCUCCAUUCAACAGACUUGAUUUAUUAAUUGGAAAUGCAAAUCUUGAUCUUCAGUCUGAA
Messenger RNA from Solanum tuberosum (potato), 2394 nucleotides. Its product is annotated as protein REDUCED WALL ACETYLATION 4-like. The coding region runs from base 282 to 1910 and encodes 542 amino acids. Gene Ontology annotation, biological process: xyloglucan metabolic process; xylan biosynthetic process; plant-type secondary cell wall biogenesis. Gene Ontology annotation, molecular function: acetyltransferase activity. The record is from RefSeq and is a predicted model, not a curated record. The transcript is spliced from 16 exons. NCBI's taxonomy places the organism in Eukaryota, Viridiplantae, Streptophyta, Magnoliopsida, Solanales, Solanaceae. Gene Ontology annotation, cellular component: Golgi apparatus.